Molecule: messenger RNA, 3460 nt
Organism: Diabrotica balteata
Lineage: Eukaryota; Metazoa; Arthropoda; Insecta; Coleoptera; Chrysomelidae
Source: the annotation of a GenBank genome assembly
UUUUACCGUAUGUCAAAGUGUGUAGUGUACAGUAAUUAAAUUCUUAGUAAAGUUUAAUUAAAAACAUCACAAUCUCAAUGAUUAACAAUUUUUUACCCUGGUUGUGCCACUUGUUGCGAGCUACUAACAAAUUAGAUACUUCCUGUGUAGUUUAGUAGAGCUAAGAUGUAAUCAAAAAAGGCUUGUUUACAUUAAAAUAAUGUACAAACCCCCACAAAACAGUAAUAGAGUAAAAUUAAUAAGAAAGAAGUUUGAAAAUUGUAGUGACAGCAAAUCCCCUGAAAGACAAAAUGGUACAAAUUGGAAAAGGGAUAACUUGAGUCCAAAAAAAAUCACUAUAAGAACACGAGAUCAAUUAAAUGAUUUAGGAUUUCAACAUCAGUAUCCCAAAUCUGACGAAGUGCCUGAAACAAAGCGACAUGAAAAACAAUUACUGCAGAGGCAGUUAAGUGACCCUUCUAAACGAAACAUCAAGAGAACCCCUGCCUUUAGAGUGGACAAAAGUGCAGAACGUACCAGUGCUUUCCAAAGAUGUAACCCAAGUACCUUAUAUGAAAGUAAAUUAAAACAGUUUAGUGCCGUUAAAUAUAACUGUGAUAGCAACAGCAAUUUAUUGAGUAAAAAGAGUGAGACUACACCGUUGAUAGAAAAGGAAUCCAAACAUGUGCCGAAAAGUAGUAACAAAAAACCGUUUUUAGUGAAAUCUAAAAGUUCUCUUGAAUUUCAAUAUUGUAGGAACAAAAAUAAUAAAGAAUCUCCCAAAAAUGUUCCUAAUAGUUGCCAUGACAGUACAAAUGAGAAUGAUAAAUCAAUGGAUUUAUCAAUGUUAUAUACUGAACCUAUUCCUAAAGCCUUGCGGAGGAAUAAUUCGAACUGUACAGAUCCUUCAAAUUCUCCUCUUCCUACUAAAAAGAUUGACUCCAUCUAUAACUCAAGUACUCUAAAAUUAGUGGAUAAAUUAUCUGAUAAUAAAAAAAGAGAAUCUUUUAGUGAUUCAUUAAAACUGGCACUAAGUAGGCCUUUACCUAAAGGUCCAGCACCAAAAAAACCCCCUAGAGCCUUCCAAAUACUAAAUUUAGAAAAAGCGUCAGAUAUUUCAAAAAAUUCAUCAUUUUUACAUACCCAUCAAACUGAAAAGAAACCACUUGUGCUGCAAAAAGUAUUAAAAAAAGGGGACCCAAAAUAUAUGCUCAAUAAACUCGAAGAUGCGGUAAGGAAUAAUAAGUUACGAGGUAAGAAACAUAUACCUCGUGUAGAACUAUCUAUCACAUCUGGUGAAGAUAGCGAUGACAGUGUACUUUCACGUACUAAAUCCAAUCGAACUCUACCUAGAUUGCCUAGUCAGGAAUUAGAUUACAGUAAUACUUCUGCAUUUAAUUUUAAUUGCUUGAAUGGGUUAAAAUUUGCCAUAUCGAAUUAUGAAAAAAUCAAAGAACCGAACUCUUGUUUUUUUGUUGAUAAUCCCAAGGAACCCGUUUAUGCAGAGCCAUAUCAUCACAGAAAAGAUUCACUAGAUUCUGUCCUUAUGAAGAGGGAUGGGUCCUGCAGAAGCAAGGAAAGUGCACGAAAUAGCCUGUAUUAUAUGAGCACGCCUGUAUUGACUGGAUCAAAAUUUUUCAACAUGACUGAACAUAGUGACAAACAGAUGUCUGCCGAAAACUCAUCCCUCUCUUCUUCCACAUCUGAGGCUGAUACAUCACCAACUGAGGAAUCUCCAAAAAUUCGCAGUAUUAUAGAAUGUUACGAAUCUAAAAGUUCUCCCACUGUUAGCCGUGCCACUGGCAAAAAUCGAGUGGAGAAUUUAAAGAAUUCGCUUCAAAAAACCUUGGAUACAAGUUUUAACAAUAUAUGUUCCAUACGAGAUUCUGAUUCAGAAAAUAAUGACAGUGAAAAAGUAUCUUCUAUUAUCAAGAAAUUUGAGACAUAUCGGCAAAAUGUGCCCAAAUAUUGCACCAAUAAAGUUAACAAGGAUACGUUAUUUUAUUGUUGCUUAAUAAUAGAAAAAGUGAAAGAUAUAGCCAGGAUUAAAUUUAAGUAUCCCUCAAAUGCUGAAGUUCCUCAAAGCAUCGAACAUCUGUGCUUUCCCGAAAAUGAUAUUACAACGCUAACUAUGUCGGAUCUCUCGCAAAACUAUUCCCUCUUGAUAACCAAUGAUAAAGGAGAACGUACAUAUGGAUACUGCAGAAGAGUCCUUCCUGAAGGUUCAUCGUGUUGUUUACCACUAACCUAUUGCAUCUUGAGCAAAUAUAGAGCACCCAGGUUUUAUAAAAAGAUUUUAGUUGAGCUAGAAUCGAGGCAUGGAAUUCCGAACAAAUAUAGAGACGAAUUAAUCAAUCAAUUCUACAAUCAAAAAUUCCCCAAACAUGGAGACUCAAUAAGGAUAAACCUCACUGAUAUAGAACCAAAUGUUUACAAGACUGAAAAUGAUAAAGAAAAUAGCACUAAGGAAAACUUAGAAGAAUCCGUUGAAUUAGAUGCAUACAUUCACGUAAACAGAACUGGGGAUUAUGCAGGAAGUCGGAGACUUUCGGAACAAAUCUUCAUUAAUGGGGAUGAUAUGAAAAAUCUUUGUUCGAUACCUAGUUAUAUUGUACAAAGCGAAGAAAAGAAUGAACUGGUAUUAACGCUUCAUCCUGAUACUAGGUAUGAGGACUCUGAUCUCAAGAAGUUGCAUCAAUUGCCUUCGGAAGUAUUAUUGAAGAUAUUUUCUUCGAUGUUGUUGGAAAGAAAAGUAAUACUUAUCAGUUCUAUGAUGAGUAAUCUUUCGUCGUGUAUAGACUCGCUUCAAAGUAUUCUAUAUCCUUUUACGUGGCAUCAUACAUGCAUACCAAUUCUCCCAGAAUCGUUGUGGGACAUCGUGGAAAGCCCAACACCCGUACUAUGUGGAGUACUGUCCAAAUCCGUUGUUGAAAAUUACCAAAUUGAGAAUGGUAUCGUUGUAGAUUUAGAUACUGGUACAGUGCAAAGAGAAGAAGGAGACGAAAAUAAAAUAUUGGCUGGAAGUAUGCAGAAAGUAUGGAGAAGAAGUAUUAUGUUAGCUAACAAAGCCGCAACUUCGUUGGAAUAUGUUCGUUCGGUGUAUUUAAGUGACGCUUACCUUCAAGUAUUUAUCAUGUGUUUCAAGGAUUAUAAGAAGUAUUUUAGGGAUGGCGUUUUUCAGAAAGAAGAGUUUUUGAAAAAUGCAAAAUCAAAAGGAAUAAGAAGAUUUUUAAACAUGUUUACGGAGACAUACAUGUUUCUUGCCUUUCUAGAGACUGUAGUAAAUACUCCUGAGAAUCUCGUUGGAUUUGAUAAAAAAAUAGAAAUGUAUGGAUCUGAAGAUUCUAAUGUUAUAUUGGAUAAGCUUCUUGAAUGGAAUAGGUAGUUUAAUACAUAAUCUAUUUUUACAAAAUGUUUUAUUUUUGUUGUAAAUUAUUACAUGUAAAGUAUUUUUGAUACGAUUUUAAUAAAAUGCAUUCAA